Molecule: messenger RNA, 2850 nt
Organism: Limulus polyphemus (Atlantic horseshoe crab)
Lineage: Eukaryota; Metazoa; Arthropoda; Merostomata; Xiphosura; Limulidae
Product: UV-stimulated scaffold protein A-like
Exons: 17
Coding region: 471-2795 (774 amino acids)
Biological process (GO): response to UV; transcription-coupled nucleotide-excision repair
Cellular component (GO): chromosome
Molecular function (GO): RNA polymerase II complex binding
Source: RefSeq, a predicted model, not a curated record
ACUGGAGGCGUAACAAACUGUUGACCUCGUCCUCUUAGCACUAGGAAAGCAGCAGAAAAGUUUAGAUUUGGUGAAUCAUAUUGGCACUUUGAGGUGGUAUUAGUUACAGCACAUGGGUGUAGCAGUACAAGUGAAUAGGCGGCCGACUAACACCACUUAUCUUUGACCAAUUACUUGAGAGUUUUGGUUUAGGUUCUGGUUUAGCCCGGGAAUUCCCCUAAAGUACCCAAUAGGAGCACAGGACUACUUGUGGGUGAUGCUGUGUCCUAUUUAGUGGGUCGAAUUAACACAAGGAAAAUAGAGUUUAAAAACCCAUGUCAGAAACUGAAAGUCAGUUCUCCCAGACUGAAAAAAGUUCUCCCGGACUGACGAAAGUUCUCCAGGAAGCAGUUCUCUGCCGAAGUUCUCCAGGCCAAAAUGAAAGUGAAGUUUAACAACGUAGCAAAGGCUUCUAAUACUCCAACUCUACUAUGUCACUGCUUGAUACCCAAGCAUGUGAAGCACUGUCUAGACAUGUAGAAGCCCUCACCACUCAAGGAGGAAAGCAGCUAAAUGAAGUGGAACUUAAAAAGUUGAAAAAGCUUUGCAAAACCUCAGAUGAGUAUGUGAAGCAUGCAUAUUACUUAUUGAUGACACAGUUGGAAAAACAGCAUGCUGAGAUACGCUACAGUACUGUUCUUGUUAUCAAAGAAUUGUUCAAACGAUCCCAUGUAUUUAGGGAGCUACUUCUGUCAAACUUUCAGACAUUCCUGGACCUUGCAGCAGAAACUAAUCCUGAUGAACAUCUCCCUCCCCCAAAGCAUAUUGCCAAAGAUUUAAAACUAAAGACACUAGAACUUGUACAAGAAUGGACCCAAGAGUAUAGCCAAGGUUACAAAAAACUUGCCCUUGCCUAUAAUUACUUGAGACAAUGCAAAAAGGUUGAUUUCAAUCAUAUUGACACCCGAAAUCAUGCACAACUUCAGCAAGAGGAGGAACAGAGGCAGCAUUUAGAAAAUAUCAUGCAAGAAAAAGUUAACAGAGCCCAGAAAGAAAUGCAAGACCAGGCUCCAGAGAUCUACAACAUCCUUAUACAGUUAGAAACAUGUUUUCAACUUUUACUUCCUCCACCAGACACACUUUUCACCUCAGCAGACUGGGAAAAGUCAGUCACACAGACUUUGAGAUUAGAUAAUACUGACAAUCCAGGUACCAAAUGUGGCACUAGCUUUGCUGGAUGUGAAGAUCCUGAAGAUAUAUAUUGUAAAAAUAAAGAUUUAUCAAAGUCCAGGGAUAUAAAGGAUAAUAAUCAGCUGUUACCCUCAUCAGAAAUAGCCAUUGAAAAUAGCAAAACAGUUGUUAGAACAAAUCAUUUUAAACCAGAUCAGCAACAAAUAGAAAACAGGACUUCAACUUCUAAAGAAGAAGAAGAUAUUAAUGUGCUCAAAGAAUUCUCCUCUGAAGGAAAUUCACUUCGACAUCAUGGUUUAAGAGAUAAGAUGCACAAAAUAGAUAUUGAAAUUCCAAAAGAUGGAGGAGUGACUGUGAAGGAAAAUGAAAACAAUUCUACUGUUUUAGAAAAUCUUGAUGAUCUUUACUGCCAGAUAAUAAAGUUUCUUCCUGUUACACUCAAGUGGAUACAGAUUUUCACAAAAGGUAGCAACUGUACAGAUUCAUUAAAGAAGGCCAUUGAUCUAAAACAAUUAUUACGAUCUUCAAUUGAAAAAUAUGAAGAGUUAAAGAUUGAAAAAAAGCAUGACAAAGAAAGUAAAGAUGACAGUGAUGAAGAUGAAGAUUUUGAAGAGGUUGAAGAAAAAGAAGGAUAUGAACCUGUUAUUCCUCCUCAUAUGAGGAAUGAAUAUGCAACAGGUAUAUCUCCCCAGUUACCUAAAACUUCCAAGUAUACCCAUCCAACCACUUCUAGACAGUGGAGUGUAAAAGACAAAAAUCAAGAUGAAGAUAAGGAUCCAACUUCAUGGAUAACAAAUAUAAAAGCACUUUGUACAAAAAUGUCCAAUUCUAACCAAAGUUCAGUACAAAAUACAAAAGAAGAUAGUAGUCCUUCAACAAGCAAAGAUUUAUUACUUCAUUCCAAAAACACACAGGAUCCUGUAAAAGCUAAACUAUUGGCAAAAGCACCUCACCGGCCUUAUGAUAUCGACCUUUACCACUGGGAAGAAGAAAAACUAGAAGUUCCAACAGUUGUUAAGUUUGAUUCUCUUCACAAGUUUUGGCAACCAAUUGAAAAUGAAACAACAGAGUUCCAAGCUCAGGAAGGAAUAGCUUCCUUAAGAAGAAGAGCUAUUGACUUCAGCGGAGAAUUUGUUCCUGUCAAAUGGAAGUGUAAUGCACCUCUUACAAAUGGAAAACUGUGCCCACGACAAGAUAGGUUUAAAUGCCCUUUCCAUGGCCCAAUCAUUACCCGAGAUGAAAAAGGGAAUGCUGUAAAUUCAGAAAGCAAAUAUUCUCACAGUCAAGAAAGUCAACCUUCUACUUCUUCAGGAAAACAACCUGACUGGCAAGAUCCAGAUCUUCUGAGAGAUAUAGAAGCUGCAACUGGGAUCAACCUUGAAUUGCCACACUGCCGGGGUAAAAGUCAAAAGGGAAAAGGAAAAGGGAAAAAAUCCAAAAAGAAAUAUCCUGGCUUAAUAAACAUCAAAACCUAUCAGAACACAACAAGAAAACGACUUUCGAAAAAAGUUUUCAAAAAAUCAUCACUUAAGAGAGUAGCUGAAGCAAUGGAUGCUAUGGACAAGAAGAAGUUUCUUGACAAGUUUGGCAAUCAGUUUAACUAUGCUUUUUCAAAUUUUACCUGAGAUUCUGUGGAGGUCUGGAAGCAUCCCUCCCCCCAUACACACUAAAAAUGCUAAG